This is a messenger RNA of Gongylonema pulchrum, 312 nucleotides long. NCBI's taxonomy places the organism in Eukaryota, Metazoa, Nematoda, Chromadorea, Rhabditida, Gongylonematidae. The record is from the annotation of a GenBank genome assembly.
AUGCGGCGAUUUGCGUGCUUACUCAGCCUACACCCAUUGCUCCGUGGCUCGCUACGGCUGCUCAGGUUUUCGCCGCAGUGUCGACCGAAAUUCAGGAGGACAAAAUUCAUCACCCCAAUUGUUGUGGACAAGACGCCGAGCAAAAAGAAGAUUAUGGAAAUUUACGAAAACAUGAAAGUGAGAGAAUUGGCGCAGGUUUUGCGCAUUUCGGAAGACGAAGUGUUGGAGGUGCUGAGAGGUUUAAACAAGGAACCGGAGAGCAGUGAGCAGGGUUUGCUUUUCUUAACAAUCCGCUUUGAUUUCCGAGUCUGA